Molecule: messenger RNA, 1914 nt
Organism: Jatropha curcas
Lineage: Eukaryota; Viridiplantae; Streptophyta; Magnoliopsida; Malpighiales; Euphorbiaceae
Product: BTB/POZ and MATH domain-containing protein 2
Biological process (GO): protein ubiquitination
Molecular function (GO): protein binding
Source: RefSeq, a predicted model, not a curated record
AAAAGAAAAAAAAAAAAGAGCUUCCAUGUACAGAACUUCCACAGCCUCAUCAAAACGCACUUUUCUUACACAUGAGACGGUGACUGAGACCCUUCUCAAAGUAAAAAAAAGAUUAAAAAAAAGAAAAAGGUAUUGAGACGAAGCUUCUGACAAAAUUUAAUACUAUAAAGUAACGAACAUCAAAGGUUUCUUUUUUCAUCGUUCUCUCUAUUUCUAAUUUUGCAGCCCGCAUUUCAGGUUACCUUUCGCAUUUCCCAAUCUAAUCCGCCGAAUCCCUUCUCCUUCUCCGCCUUCACCAGAUCUAAUCUGUCCCCUCCGCCUUUCUUCCUCUUCAAUUUCAGGUUUUUACCUCCCAAUAUUCUUAUCUCCGAAACCCUAAUUCUCUGCAAAAACCAAAAUUCUGAUCUAAUCUGUAAUUCAAUAAUAUCAAACACAAUUAUCAUAAAUUUUCAAACAUAUCCUACCCGUUGCCUGUUGUUGAUGGGCACAAUUAGAGCUAGCACCGUAGACUUCUACAAACCCACGUCAAACUCUUCCCCCUCCUCCUCCUCUCCUCCUUUCCCAAACACCACCUCCACUUCCUUCACCGAGACAGUAAAUGGGUCGCACGAGUUCAAGAUCGGUGGCUACUCUCUAUCCAAGGGCAUGGGAAUCGGCAAAUAUAUAGCAUCAGACACAUUCAUCGUCGGUGGCUACGCGUGGGCAAUCUACUUUUACCCCGAUGGAAAGAGUCCUGAAGAUAACGCGGCCUAUGUGUCCUUAUUCAUAGCCCUCGCAAGCGAGGGCACCGACGUCAGGGCGUUGUUUGAGCUCUCGAUGAUAGAUCAGAGUGGGAAAGAAAACCAUAAAGUUCAUACCCAUUUCGGGAGAGCUCUUGAGAGUGGACCUUAUACACUAAAAUACCGCGGCAGUAUGUGGGGUUAUAAACGAUUUUUUAAAAGAACUCAAUUAGAGACGUCAGACUAUCUCAAAGAUGAUACCCUGGUAAUUCGAUGUUGUGUUGGUGUUGUCAAGUCCCACACUGAGGGACCUAGGACCUACACCAUUGCAGUACCACCAUCUGAUAUUGGUCAGCAUUUUGGAAAGUUUCUAGAAAGUGGAAGGGGUGCUGAUGUAAAUUUUGAAGUUGAUGGGGAAAUAUUUUCUGCUCACAAGUUGGUUCUUGCAGCACGCUCACCUGUAUUUAGGGCGCAACUUUUUGGUCCAAUGAAGGAUCAAAGCACUCAAUGCAUAAAAGUCGAAGACAUGGAAGCCCCAAUUUUUAAGGCAUUACUCCAUUUCAUUUACUGGGAUGCCCUACCGGACGUGGAAGAGCUUGUUGGUCUACAUUCUAAAUGGGCUUCUACACUGAUGGCUCAGCAUCUGCUUGCAGCAUCAGACCGUUAUGCCCUUGACAGGCUUAGAUUGCUUUGUGAGACUAGACUGUGUGAAGAUAUUGCCAUAAACACUGUUGCAACAACACUUGCCUUGGCAGAGCAGCAUCAAUGUCUCCAAUUAAAAGCUGUAUGUCUCAAAUUUAUUGCGCUGCCUGAAAAUUUGAAAGCUGUUAUGCAGACAGACGGAUUUGAAUACUUGAAGGAAAGUUGCCCUUCUGUCAUUACAGAACUUCUGCAAUAUGUGGCUAAAAUGGGUGAGCAUUCUGUCAUCACAUGUGGACAUGGAAAUGAGAGUUUAGAUGGUGAUAUAAAUGGAAGGCGAGUGAAGCAAAGGAUACAUUGAUUUAGGAAUAACAGAGCUUGUUCUAUGGGAAAAAACAAGAGCUUGUUAGGCUUAGACAUUUUUGAGAUUGUACUAACACUUUACUAUUUAUAAUACAAAUUUAAUGGUAGUGAUUCCUUUUUGUUGGUUUUCCAUUACCUUGGAUCCCUGGUGAAUUCUUGUCUGUUAUUAUGUAUCAAGUAGACCUUUUUUCCA